Messenger RNA from Neoarius graeffei (lesser salmon catfish), 2145 nucleotides. RefSeq names its product hydroxymethylbilane synthase a (gene hmbsa). The record is from RefSeq and is a predicted model, not a curated record. Gene Ontology annotation, molecular function: hydroxymethylbilane synthase activity. The transcript is spliced from 14 exons. Gene Ontology annotation, biological process: heme biosynthetic process. Bases 113 to 1219 code for a protein of 368 amino acids. Lineage: Eukaryota; Metazoa; Chordata; Actinopteri; Siluriformes; Ariidae. Gene Ontology annotation, cellular component: cytoplasm.
CUCAACGCCAUAUUAAUCGGAAGUCAGAUUACCAGCGAGGUCACGAGGAAGAAAGUCAGUUAAAUAUGCAAAGACAAAUACUUUUUUCAUUUCAGUGACUAGAAAUUCUUGCAUGAAAAAGCAACUUUGUUCGGCAAGGAAGAUGUCUCAAGAAACUAGUCCUACUGAAGAAGAAAAUGGAAAAGUCACCCGGAUUAUUCGCAUCGGAACCAGGAAAAGCCAGCUGGCUCGGAUUCAGACCGACAGCGUGGCCGAGAAACUGAAGGAGCUCUAUCCAGACUUGCAGCUCGAGAUCGUUGCCAUGUCAACAACUGGGGACAAAAUCCUUGACACUGCUUUAUCAAAGAUUGGAGAGAAGAGUCUGUUCACCAAAGAGCUGGAGAAUGCCCUUGAGAGAAACGAGGUGGACCUUGUUGUACACUCUCUAAAAGACCUUCCUACCUCACUGCCUCCUGGUUUCACAGUCGGUGCUGUUCUCCAACGUGAAAAUCCUCAUGAUGCUGUAGUGCUUCAUCCAAAGAAUGCUGGACUCACUCUGGACACCCUGCCAGAAAAGAGUGUGAUUGGUACGAGCUCACUCCGCCGAGCCGCACAGCUGAAAAAAAGGUUCCCACAGCUGGAAUUUGAAAACAUUAGAGGCAACCUGAAUACUCGUCUGAAGAAGCUGGAUGAGAAAGAUGACUACGCUGCCAUCAUUCUGGCUGCAGCUGGCCUCAAGCGCAUGGGCUGGGAGAGCCGUAUCAGUCAGGUUCUGGGUCCUGAAGACUGCAUGUAUGCUGUAGGCCAGGGAGCGUUGGCGGUGGAAGUGAGGGCAAGAGACGGAGACAUCCUCAAGAUGGUGUCCAUCCUUCACCACGCUGACACUGUGCUGCGAUGCAUCUCGGAGAGGGCUUUCCUCAAACAGCUGGAGGGAGGCUGCAGUGUACCUGUGGCUGUCUACACAGAAGUGAAGAACUCUGUGCUCUAUUUGACAGGUGCAGUUUACAGUCUGGAUGGUGCUGACUGCUUGAAGGACACCAUGCAAACCAACAUUGAAUUCGAUAACGUGGUACAUGACAGCGCAGAAGAGCACGCUCAUGUUGGGGUCACGGCCAACAACAUAUCGCUGACGGCUCUGAACGCUGCAGAAAAGCUGGGCGUUGAUCUUGCCAACCUGCUGCUCAGUAAAGGAGCCAAGGACAUCCUUACCACAGCCAGACAGCUCAACGAUGUCCGAUAAGGGCUUCUUUUCACCGCCAGCCAACCCUGAACCACAUGAUAAAGUUAACACUGCCAACAUGAAAAAUGCACACGUGUAUAUAUUCUCAAAGUGAAGGUCAUGGGCAUAAACAGUGCUGUUUAAAUGGGUGUAACAGAAUGAUUUGAUUGAUUGAUUGAUUGAUUGAUUGAUUGAUUGACUGUGUGCCUCUGUUUACCAAUCAAUGUCGUCACAACAGUUUUUUUCAGCACUGAAUGCAAUGAUGAUUGAUUUUUAUAUUUUAUUUUCAGUACUUUUACAGUACAAGAACAAAUCAUAUACGUGUUAAUUUCUUGACUGCCAUGUCAAGUAACUUGAACUCAAGUGCACUCAGAAAAAAAAAAGCUCUCUGGUUAUUUAAGGUUUCCUAAACAGGGUUUUUACAUGUAACUUUUUUUGUCCGAGUGUACCUGGUGUUCAAAAGAGCCGAGUCGUCUUUAAUAAUAAUAUUCUAUGCUGAAACCAAGGGUGUAUACAGAAAUAAGUUUUAAUGAGGCUGUACAUUUUAUUAUUUAGUCAUUAAGCAACUGGCAGCUUCGUUUAUUCUCUUCUAUGUUUGCAUUCUUGGGCCUGAACCUAUACUUUAUGUCCUCACUGCAGUAACACUUGGAGCCUUUGACUUUGAGCAAACUUGGGUCUGCCAGUAUUCGCCGCUGCCCCUUACGAGGCCUGGCACAGGUUAAAGAUGCCCAGGUUUUCAUUCGCCAUAGUUAUCAAGGUUGAAGGAAUAAAUCCUUUGUGUGAACAAAUUCCCAGCCAAGGCCUUUGGUGUUCAAAGUUUGCCUUUUUUUUUUUUUUUUUUGGUAGUUCGGCACCAUUGCUGUAAGACUAACACAGCGACUGCAGUUGUCUGCUUUAUUUACAGUGGUGCUUGAAAGUUUGUGAACCCUUUAGAAUUUUUGAUAUUU